UGGCUCGUCAGCGCCCCGCAAGGUCUUCUCUGGAAGAGCUGCUGUGGAGUUUCAGCUACCAGACGGCCACGAGGUACUCCGUACCUGCUUCCAAACGCGUCUGCAAAAUGUCGUACCCAUCCCCUAAAACUAAGCCCUCCAACCCCAGGAACCCCCGAGUCUUCUUUGACGUGGACAUCGGAGGCGAGCGAGUUGGUCGAAUUGUCUUAGAAUUGUUUGCGGAUAUUGUACCCAAGACUGCAGAAAAUUUUCGUGCGUUGUGUACAGGAGAAAAAGGCAUUGGACCCACCACUGGGAAACCUCUGCAUUUCAAAGGAUGCCCAUUCCAUCGAAUUAUUAAGAAAUUUAUGAUUCAAGGUGGAGACUUCUCAAAUCAGAAUGGGACAGGUGGAGAAAGUAUUUAUGGUGAAAAGUUUGAAGAUGAGAAUUUCUAUUAUAAGCAUGACCGGGAGGGUUUAUUGAGCAUGGCAAACGCAGGCAGCAAUACAAAUGGUUCUCAGUUCUUUAUCACAACAGUUCCGACUCCUCAUUUGGAUGGGAAACAUGUGGUAUUUGGCCAAUUAAUUAAAGGAAUGGGUGUGGCAAGAAUUCUGGAAAAUGUAGAAGUGAAAGGUGAAAAACCUGCCAAAUCGUGCGUUAUUGCAGAAUGUGGAGAAUUGAAGGAAGGGGAUGACUGGGGAAUAUUCCCAGAAGAUGGUUCUGGUGAUAAGCAUCCAGAUUUCCCUGAAGACGCAGAUAUAGAUUUAAAAGAUGUGAGUACUUUCAGAUUAGUCACAGAAGACUUAAAAAACAUUGGAAAUACUUUUUCCCUCCCACCACUGGGCAAGCAGACUAAGUGUCAUGUGGCAUUACAUGUUACUUUUACUAAUGUGUUUUCCAGAUACGUGGAAGGUUCAAAGGCUGUAACUGAGGAAGCAGAUAGAUUGAAGCUGCAACCUGUAGCUUUAAGCUGCAUGCUGAAUAUUGGUGCUUGCAAACUGAAGAUGUCAAAUUGGCAGGGAGCAAUUGACAGUUGCUUGGAGGCUCUUGAAAUAGACCCGUCAAAUACCAAAGCACUGUACCGUAGAGCUCAAGGUUGGCAAGGAUUGAAAGAAUAUGACCAAGCAUUGGCUGAUCUUAAGAAAGCUCAGGAGAUAGCACCAAAGAUAAAGGUAAGUUGGCACAGUUUUUGUAGUGAAAGUUCACUUAGUCCUUUAAGAAUUUAUCCUCAUGAAACAUUGUACCCUUUGCCACUUAGAUGCAGAUACUUGUAUUUGUUCCACAGAUGUUCGAAUGCCUGUCAUUGGGCCAGGCCCUGAAGAAGUCAGGGUCCCUGUCCUCAGAGAGCUUACAUUUUAGUCUGUCUCCAGAAUGCUGUAUAUUUGAGGUUUAGUUUCUCUUAGUUUAAUUCUAGUCAAAAGUGCAGCACUAAAAGAAUAUUACGGUGAAUUUGAUGUUCAGGACCAUUUCUUAAGCUGAAUAUAGCCAUGAACCUAAAUAUUCUAGCUAACAAAUUUACAUUUUAGGAAAGCUUUGGGAAACUGACAAAAUAAGUUUGUCUUUCAAAUACACCAGCUACUAAUAGUGCUAUUAGAACCAGAUAUUAAAAGAUAUCUUUGAGGGAGUGGGGGGGAGGGGAGAAAAAUACAGCUGUAGUUGAACAAUAAAUAAUUUAAAUAAAAAAUGUAUCUUUGAUUUCCUUAGUACUAAAGUAAGACAGGAGGCACUUAACUGCCAUCUCUAAUGAAGGAGGAAAAGGCAAAUCUGUGUAGGUCAAUUCAUAUUCUCUCAAUUGACAGUCUUCUAAAAUUACGCUUGUGAUUUUUGUAUUGGUGUUACUUUCCCAGUGUAAGAUACUCUGUUAAUA
Molecule: messenger RNA, 1846 nt
Organism: Phyllostomus discolor (pale spear-nosed bat)
Lineage: Eukaryota; Metazoa; Chordata; Mammalia; Chiroptera; Phyllostomidae
Gene: PPID
Product: peptidylprolyl isomerase D
Exons: 9
Coding region: 108-1298 (396 amino acids)
Biological process (GO): protein peptidyl-prolyl isomerization; protein folding
Molecular function (GO): protein binding; peptidyl-prolyl cis-trans isomerase activity
Source: RefSeq, a predicted model, not a curated record